AGCCCAAAAUGUCCGUUACGACUUUUCAAGUAAACUUAUAGAAAAAGUAAAAAAAAAACCAGGACCCCGAAGCAUAUUCCCUCCUUCCCUCGACUCCCCUUCCCCCACCUUCCCUUCUUCUCUGUUCUCAUUUUGACGAAGUCCAAGAAUCUUACAGGAAAGAACCAGCUAGAAGAAUUACAGGAAUUGUUGGUUUAGAACUUGAACCUGAUGAAUGAAUGGAUAGGAAACAGCAUAUCGCAAUUUUCACCACAGCUAGUCUACCAUGGAUGACUGGAACUGCAGUUAACCCUUUGUUUCGAGCUGCUUAUCUUGCUAAAGAUGGAGAGAGAAAGAUCACAUUGGUGAUUCCCUGGUUAUCUUUGAAAGAUCAAAGACUAGUAUACCCGAACAAUACUACGUUCAGUUCACCUUCAGAGCAAGAGACAUAUCUUCGUCAAUGGCUUGGGGAGAGAAUUGCAUUUUUAUCUGAUUUCGAUAUACGCUUUUAUCCUGGAAAGUUUGCUGUAGAUAAAAGAAGCAUUCUUCCUGUAGGAGACAUCUCAGAAAUCAUCCCUGAUGAAGAGGCAGAUAUUGCUGUCCUGGAGGAGCCUGAGCAUCUUACAUGGUUUCAUCACGGGAAGAGAUGGAAAACUAAAUUUUGCAUUGUCGUAGGAAUAAUACAUACCAAUUAUUUGGAGUAUGUGAAGAGAGAGAAAAAUGGACGAUUCCAAGCAUUUUUUCUGAAAUAUGUAAAUAGUUGGGUUGUUAGCAUCUAUUGCCAUAAGGUAAUUAGGCUGUCCGCUGCCACCCAGGAUUAUCCUAGAUCCAUCAUCUGCAAUGUUCAUGGAGUUAAUCCCAAGUUCCUUGAUAUAGGCAAGAAAAAGUAUGAGCAACAACAUAGAAAUGAGCAGGCCUUCACCAAAGGGGCUUACUACAUUGGGAAGAUGGUUUGGAGCAAAGGCUAUGAGGAACUACUUAAACUUCUUCGUGAUCACCAAAAGGAGCUAGCUGGUCUUGAGGUUGAUCUAUAUGGAACUGGAGAGGACUCUGAUCAAGUUAAGGAAGCUGCUGAAAAGCUGAAACUGAUGGUUAGAGUUCAUCCUGGUCGUGAUCAUGCUGAUCCUUUAUUCCAUGAUUACAAAGUGUUCUUGAAUCCUAGCACCACAGAUGUUGUUUGCACAACCACAGCCGAAGCAUUGGCUAUGGGCAAAAUUGUUGUUUGUGCCAAUCACCCUUCUAAUGACUUCUUCAAGCAGUUCCCCAAUUGCCGAAUAUAUGAUGAUGGCAAUGGUUUUGUUGAAGCCACACGCAAGGCACUCAGUGAAGAGCCUGCUCCAUUGACUGAUGCACAGAGGCAUGAGCUGUCAUGGGAGGCUGCCACAAAGCGGUUUUUAAGGGUUUCUGAGCUCAACCAGGUCUCAGCAAAAAAUAUGGAGAAAAAUUCAUCGAAGAAAUUCGCAUCAAUGUCUUUAAACCCGUGGAAGAAUUUAGAGGACGCUUCAGCAUAUUUCCAUCAUGUGGCUUUAGGAUCUGAAACAACUAGGAGAACAUUUGGCGCGAUUCCAGGAAGCUUGUAUCCGGAUGAAGAGCAAUGUAAAGAACUUGGGUUGGCCAGUCAUAUGGGGAGAGGAGGGUCCAUAAAGAUAACUGAUUGAAGCAUUCUUUGUAAUUCAUAGCAGGGGACAUAUUGGUAACCUUUUCGUAUUGUAGAGAAAGCAAAUUUCAUGUACCUGUAAUGCAUAAUCUGGCUAAAGUUUGACAGAGUUUGGCUUGGCCUAUCCAUCCAAUUGCUUGUACAGUUCCUUCUCUAGCUUUUUUAAUUUUGUGCACAGAUUUUCUUAUUGACUUGUUUA
Messenger RNA from Theobroma cacao (cacao), 1835 nucleotides. RefSeq names its product digalactosyl diacylglycerol deficient 2 (gene DGD2). Gene Ontology annotation, cellular component: chloroplast outer membrane. The record is from RefSeq and is a predicted model, not a curated record. Lineage: Eukaryota; Viridiplantae; Streptophyta; Magnoliopsida; Malvales; Malvaceae. Gene Ontology annotation, molecular function: digalactosyldiacylglycerol synthase activity. Gene Ontology annotation, biological process: galactolipid biosynthetic process.